Tremella mesenterica DSM 1558 is the source of this 1893-nucleotide messenger RNA. RefSeq lists its product as uncharacterized. Lineage: Eukaryota; Fungi; Basidiomycota; Tremellomycetes; Tremellales; Tremellaceae. The coding region runs from base 1 to 1893 and encodes 630 amino acids. The transcript is spliced from 4 exons. The record is from RefSeq and is a predicted model, not a curated record.
AUGACUUCUAUACUCAAUCGAGCCAUCAACGUCUACUCUUUACCUUCUGUAUUGCUCGAUAACCUUCAAGUUCGUUCCAUCCAAGCUGAACCUCCUUCCUCCGCCACCGCUGGACCUUCAACUGCCGUGAUUCCCACCGGGAAGCCAACUGAGAAUGGAUUGAUCAAGAGUCAAGUCGGAAGUGGAUUGUUCAGUUGCCAAACAUGUCCACAAGCCACAUUUGAGACUGUCCAAUCGCAGAGAGAACAUUUUCAGAGUGAUUGGCAUCGAUAUAAUAUGAAAAUAAAACAGAAUGGUGUGGUGACAGCAGAACAAUUUGAUCAGAUGGUAGAGAACCUAUCAUCCAUAUCCGGUUCCGAAUCCGGUUCAUCAUCUUCAUCCUCGAAUUCCUCAGACCAAGACAAAGUUUCUAAACUCCUUCGACGUCAACGUCUUCAACCUAUCAAUGAAGAUGAAGAAGCUCUUGAGCUUGCUGAUCGACAACGACGAGCACAUCUACGAACAGCCAUUAUUUGGUUUGCUCCCAAUAGUCCCAUUGAACAAUUGGGAAUACCUAAGGACACUCAGUUCGGUAUCCACAGAGCCUUAUUCCCACCUUUCGAACGAGCGACGGAAUAUCUUGAUGAGUUGAAGAAGAUGCAAUUGUCAAAUCAAAACCAAAUGAAGAAUGGAGAGGAGGAAGAGGAGGAGGAGAGAAGGAUGACUUUGUUGAUGGUUGCCGGAGGACAUUUUGCAGGGAUGGUAGUUGGUAUAAGACCAAAAGGAAAGGGAGAGAAACAAGAUGUGAAAGGGGCUGGAGAAGUGAGGGUUCUACAGCACAAGACAUUCCAUAGGUAUACCACUCGAAAGAAACAAGGUGGUUCUCAAUCCAUUAACGAUAAUGCCAAAUCCAAAGCCAUCUCAGCAGGUGCCAUGCUACGUCGAUAUGGAGAACAAGCACUUCAAGAAGAGAUCAGAGCUUUGAUGGUUGAAUGGAAAGAAGAUAUCGAUUUGUCGGAACGUAUAUUUAUUCGUGCUAGUACACAUGGUAGAAAAAGCUUUUGGGGUUAUGAAGGUGCUGUUUUGGACAAGGGGGAUCCUAGGAUCAGAGUAUUUCCUUUUCCUACUCGUAGACCGACACAAUCCGAAUUAUUGAGAUGUUGGCACGAAUUGAUCAGAGUUCGAAUAUCUCAUCUUACCGAAGAAGCUCUUCGUCAACAAGAUGAAGAAUAUAUCACUUCACUACAACCUCGAAAACCGACCAUCAAACCUUCUCCCCUCCCGUCUCCCAUCACACAACCGGUACAGAAGAAAGACCCCGAAGAAAUAGCUAGAGAAGAUCGUCAUCGUCGAUUAGAAGAAAUGAUCAUCAAAGGUCGUUUAGAAUCUCUUCGUCCUUUUUGGGAAAAGUACAAAUCAGGAUUCUCCUCCGAUGUUCUUUCUAUCGCUUCUCAAGCGGGACAAGAAGAAAUAGUGAAGUUUUUGCUAGAAGAAAAGGUUGAUCCCACUUUACCUUUGGAUGAUGGGGCAAGGCGAUCAUACGAUGUGGCUAGUACUAAAGGCGUACGGAAUGUUUUUAGAAGGAUGGCGUAUGAUCAUCCUGAUUGGUGGGAUUGGAAAGCUGCUCAUGUUCCUAGUGGUCUGAGUGAGGAGCAGGAGGUAGCACAGGAACAAAAGAAGAUGGAGAGGAAAAGGGGAUUGAGGGAGAAGAUGAAAGAACGUGAAAAGUCUAAAGCUGUAGAGGUUGUCGAACCUAUUCAACAAGUCAAGCAAGAGACGUCGAGCGUUAUAGGACCUACCCAAAAGUUGGGAGGGAAAAGUGGAGAAGGAGGUUUAGAGGGAUUGAGUAAUGAGAUGAGGUUGAAGAUUGAAAGAGAGAAAAGAGCCAGGGCGGCAGAAGCUAGAUUCAAGUGA